This is a messenger RNA of Gopherus evgoodei (Goodes thornscrub tortoise), 942 nucleotides long. It is a transcript of the gene CALML3, whose product is annotated as calmodulin like 3. Lineage: Eukaryota; Metazoa; Chordata; Testudines; Testudinidae. Gene Ontology annotation, molecular function: calcium ion binding. The record is from RefSeq and is a predicted model, not a curated record.
AUGGCUGACCAGCUGACGGAGGGGCAGAUCGCGGAGUUCAAAGAAGCCUUCUCGCUCUUUGACAAGGAUGGGGACGGGACCAUCACCACCAGCGAGCUGGGGACCGUCAUGCGGUCGCUGGGGCAGAACCCCACCGAGGCCGAGCUGCAAGACAUGAUUGGCGAGCUGGACGCUGACGGCAGCGGCACAGUGGACUUCCCUGAAUUCCUGUCCAUGAUGGCGAGGAAGAUGAGGGACACGGACAGCGAGGAGGAGAUCCGGGAAGCCUUCCGAGUGUUCGACAGGGACAAGAACGGCUACAUCAGUGCGGCGGAGCUCCGGCAUGUCAUGACCAACCUCGGCGAGAAGCUGACGGACGAGGAGGUGGACGAGAUGAUCAGGGAGGCUGACAGCAACAGCGAUGGGCAAGUCAACUACGAGGAGUUUUGUGAACCGUGAAUUGCGCUCUCUCUCUCCAAGCCAUUGUUUCAUCCCUGGGCAAGGGAGUCACAGGAGACUUCCCCACAGCUGACCAAGGAGCAGAUCACAGAGUUUGAAGAAGGCUUCUCACUCUUUGACAAGGAUUGGGAAGGGACCAUCACCGCCGGUGAGCUGGGCAUCAUGCUGUCACUGGGGCAGAACUCCACUGAGGCCAAGCUGCAAGACAUGAUCGGCGAGUUGGACAUCGAUGGCAGUGGCACAAUUGACUUCCCCGAAUUCCUGUCCAUGAUGGUGAGGAAAAUGAGGGACAUGGACAGUGAGGAGGAGAUCCGGGAAGCCUUCCGUGUGUUUAACGAGGACAGAAAUGGCUACAUCAGUGUGGCGGAGCUCUGGCAAAUCAUAACCAACCUCGGUGAGAAGCUGACGGACAAGGAGGUGGAUGAGAUGAUCAAGGAGGCCAAUGCAGAUCGUGACGGGCGUGUCAACUACGAGGUGUUUGUGAGGAUGAUGGCCUCAAUGUGA